AUGUUUACUGGCCUCGUUGAAGCUAUUGGCAUUAUUCGCCGUGUCGUAAAGUCGCCUGAGGGAUUCUCCGUCGAUAUUGAGGAGCCCAAAAUCAUUCAAGAUUGUCAUUUAGGCGACAGCAUCGCUGUCAACGGUACUUGCUUGACGGUUACAAGUCUUAGCGGUACAGGCUUUGUGGUCGGAAUUGCUCCCGAAACUCUCCGUCUUACAAAUCUAGGCUCUCUAAAGGAAGGCGACUCUGUGAACUUGGAACGUGCCGUUCUCAGUACGACUCGUAUGGGAGGCCACUUUGUUCAGGGCCACGUUGAUACCGUUGCCGAAAUCGUAGACAAACAACCGGAUCAAGAGGCCAUUGUUUUUACAUUCCGUCCUCGUGACCCUUCGGUUCUCAAGUACAUUGUUUACAAGGGUUACAUCGCUUUGGAUGGCGUCUCGCUCACAGUUACAUAUGUCGACGAAGCAACCUUUAGCAUUAUGAUGAUUUCUUACACGCAGUCAAGUGUUAUCAUGCCCACCAAGAAUAUUGGUAGCCUAGUCAAUGUGGAAGUCGAUCAGCUUGGAAAGUACACAGAAAAGCUGGUGGAAGCCCAUAUAAAAGAAUGGUUUCAAAAGGCUAAAGAGUAG
Molecule: messenger RNA, 624 nt
Organism: Schizosaccharomyces osmophilus
Lineage: Eukaryota; Fungi; Ascomycota; Schizosaccharomycetes; Schizosaccharomycetales; Schizosaccharomycetaceae
Gene: rib5
Product: riboflavin synthase Rib5
Exons: 1
Coding region: 1-624 (207 amino acids)
Biological process (GO): riboflavin biosynthetic process
Molecular function (GO): riboflavin synthase activity
Source: RefSeq, a predicted model, not a curated record